AUGGCCGAGAGAGGAACUGAUCUCGGCCGUCAGGUUCACGACCUGAGCUACAAGGCCGUUUUAGUGGUGGUGUUGGUGGUGGGUUUUAGGUGGUGCUCCGGCGCGUUGCUCAGAGAGCGACGGUCUCCUGAGCUUAGUAUUUAUAGAAGGAGUCUUGGAGGGACAAUCGAGGCUGAAAAGACCUACGUGUGGAGCCUGAUCGGGGCAAGUGGGUAG
Prunus armeniaca (apricot) is the source of this 216-nucleotide messenger RNA. Lineage: Eukaryota; Viridiplantae; Streptophyta; Magnoliopsida; Rosales; Rosaceae. The record is from the annotation of a GenBank genome assembly.